AUGAUUGAGAAUGACAGGGCUAAAGUCCUGUGGAACUUCAAAUUCCAGAUAGACAAGCAGCUGGUGGCCAACCAACCAGACAUAGUGAUGGUUGACAAGGGAAAGAAAGCCACAGUCCUGAUCGACGUGGAGCCUGCUCCUUCAGCCAUUUUAGAGCUGAUUGCAUGCAAGUGUAAAACAUCAGUCCGUCCAGCCACUGCCAUCGGGAUCUGGGCCUCCAUCGGGAUCUGGGCCUCCUUCAAGUCCCAAAAAGUGGCGAAGAAGGGCAGCGGGGACAAAACCGAGCUGGCUCUGCUGGGAAACAGAGGCAUCAAACUGGUGGUGGGAAUCAUCACCAUGACAGCUACGUGGGUCGGAGGAGGUUUCAUCGUGGGCACAGCUGAGGCCGUCUACAAUCCUUCAAUGGGUCUGAUCUGGGCUGUCAUGCCCAUCGCUGCAACUGUGUGUUUCAUCAUUGGUGGUCUGUUUUUCGCCAAGCCAAUGAGAGACAGAAAAUAUGUGACCAUGAUGGAUCCUUUCCAGAUCAGAUAUGGAAAAGUGGCGACAGCGGCUCUGUCGGUGGCUUCACUGGCGUCAGAGAUCAUGUGGGUGACACACGGGCCAACAUAUGGAUUAGGUGUCACCAUGAGGGUGAUUCUGGAUUUGUCCUACACUGUGAGCAUCUGGAUCUCUGCUGCUGUGACCAUCACCUAAACCCUGCUAGGAGGUCUCUACUCUGUGGCCUACACCGACAUCAUCCAGCUUAUCCUCAUCUUCAUCAGUUUGUGGCUGUGUGUUCCCUUUGCCUUGAUGAGCCCUGCAGUGAUGGACAUCACCAAAACAUCCUACAACUACACCUUCCACUCUCCGUGGGUUGGCACUCUGGAGAGCGACAGAGGCUGGAUAUGGAUCGAUAAUUUUUUACUGUUGGGUUUGGGGAAUCUGGGCCUUCAGAACUUCCACCAGAAAACUCUGUCUGCUGCAUCCUCAUCUACAGCCAAGAUCACCUGCUUUGCUGCUGCAGUCAUUGUUCCCACCUUGGGCAUCCCUCCCAUAUUCCUCGGGGCAGCAGCUGUAUCUACAGACUGGAACUUGACUUCCUAUGGUUCUCCAUCUCCAUUUGAAUGUGGAGAGACCGGUCUGGUUCUUCCCAUCAUCCUGCAGCACCUCGCACCAACCUACAUCUCCAUCGUUGGCAUCGGGGCCGUGGCUGCAGCCGUGAUGUCAUCAACUGACUCCGCCUUAUUGUCAGCAGCCUCCAUCUUCACCUCCAACAUCUACAAGAACAUCCUGAGGACUCAGGCGUCAGAGCAGGAGAUCCAGUGGAUCAUUUGUAUUUCUGUGGUGAUGGUGGGCCUGGCCAGCACAUCUCUGACCUUCCUGGACAACAGUGUCCUGAUGAUCUGGAUGCUGCGCUCCGACCUCACCUACACCCUCGUGCUGCCACAGCUGGUCUGCGUCCUCUUCUUCAGCGUCUCCAACGGUUACGACGCCGUAAUGGGCUGUAUGGUGGGCGUUCUGCUGAGGGUGCUGUGCGGGGAACCGCUGCUGGGAUUACCGCCUGUCAUCCGAUUCCCAGGAUGCACUCUGGUAAACGGCGUCUACGUCCAGCGUUCGCCGAUCAGGACCAUCUGCAUGUUGUCUGCCGUGGCGGCCAUCUUGGCGUUUUCCUACCUGACAUCAUUGCUUUUCAAAAGAGGUCUGAUUCCUGAGAAAUGUGACGUGUUUAAAGUGAAAGAUCAGGCCUCACCACUAACUCAAGAUGGCACCAAAUUGGACACUAAGGAUGGGAACUCAGAACCACAGAAUGAAAACAAUGACGUAUCUUCACCGAUGUUGGAGUCACAUUUUUAGAUAACAUUCAGGAUUACCAUUCUUAGUUCUUGUGUAUGGACACUGUAAUAAAACUUU
Molecule: messenger RNA, 1890 nt
Organism: Thalassophryne amazonica
Lineage: Eukaryota; Metazoa; Chordata; Actinopteri; Batrachoidiformes; Batrachoididae
Product: high-affinity choline transporter 1-like
Exons: 9
Biological process (GO): acetylcholine biosynthetic process; transmembrane transport; choline transport
Cellular component (GO): plasma membrane
Molecular function (GO): choline:sodium symporter activity
Source: RefSeq, a predicted model, not a curated record